Didymosphaeria variabile is the source of this 8946-nucleotide messenger RNA. RefSeq lists its product as uncharacterized. The record is from RefSeq and is a predicted model, not a curated record. The transcript has 4 exons. NCBI's taxonomy places the organism in Eukaryota, Fungi, Ascomycota, Dothideomycetes, Pleosporales, Didymosphaeriaceae. The coding region runs from base 1 to 8946 and encodes 2981 amino acids.
AUGAAAACGAAGAAAUGGGUCGAGGCAAAGAAGAACGCAUACGACGGAGACGACUGGGGAGACUAUGACGAGUACGAUGAAUACGGCGCGUCAGAACCAGACCCGGCGCCUCCAUCGGCUCAAUAUGCCGCAUCGCAAGCGCGAGGAUACGGUCAGCGGCUCGAUCAGCCUGGCAGGAGCUUCACAGAUCCUCAGCGGCAAGGACCGCCGCAGCUAGGGCGAAGGAACUCUUUCGAAGCGGGAGAGGAACAGCGAGCCUUCUCCAGUUCCACAGGCCAUCCACCGCAGGGCUUUACGGAGCAGCACGUGCAUCAACCGCAGCAAGCUGCACCGAGUCAACAGUACAUACAUCCCGCGCUGAGGCAGGGGAGCGGUGCCCAAUCCGACACCAGCGAUACACCAGAGCACCGGCGAGACUUCAGUCCGUCUGCGAUGCCUCCCCCGCUUCAAACGCGCAUAUUACCAGAUCCCGGGAGUGCAACUGGCUCACCUAGCGCUCGAUAUCCUCCGCGCAAGAGCAGCAUAGGCCAGGUAGAGUCACCUGCCGCCGCGUCCCCUCGUGAUCGCGCCCCUAGCAAUCCUGGAAAGCCUCUUCCUUUUGUUAGGCCCGCAGACAUAUACAAAAGGCACGCGGAAGAGAGGGAAAGGGAGCGCGCAUCUUUGGACGAGCAACGUCCAUAUGUGGAAACCGCGCCCGGUCAGAGCGCUGCCAACGCUCAGCAGCCGGUGCUGCCACCUGUAGAGGAAGGCUCGUCCACAUUCGAUAGUGACCUUCGCUCCGUGGUAGACAAUGCGUUUUCGCGUCCCGAUGAUCAGCGCUCUGUGCCACCGACUCCUAUCUCUAAGUCUGAUUCCGGAGUCUCGAGGAGUAACACAGACAGUACCUCCGGUAUCAGUCCCAUCAUGAGUCGAGUUCCCAGCUCGGCUGCAUCAGCUGUCAAGGCUAGGAACUUGGCAGGUGGUGACGGUAGUACACCCGUGAUCGCUGAGGAAGCUAGUGAGAGUGGCACUCCGGUCUCCCGGCCAACAUCUGCAGCGCUGCUCAGUGGCACACAUCAAAUACCCCGUAAAGCUUCACCCGGCCAUUCGCGAAAUGUUUCGAGUCCUUCGAUCCCCGGCAGCGGUUUGACCACACCCAACGCUACGGGAAGUCCUGCGCGGUCACCCGCGAUCACACCGCAGGCGCAUAUUCCAGAGCCAGAAACUGCUGAGCUGUCGUCUCUGGGCCAUCGAUCGGAGGAGAUGAAGAUGACUUCACCCACUGAUGCUCACGUGCGCGAAGCAGAUAUUGCAGAGGCAAUGAAGAGGAGUUCGAUCGAAGACCAUCCGGAACUAAGCGCGGCCGAGAAAGAGUCACAAGAUGCCUUUCUCGAGUCUCAUCAAGCCCCUACCUCGGUCGCGGAAGCUGUCUCACGGUCACGCUCAGCAUCCCCAAGCAAAGGUCGGGUGCAGGAACUGGCUGGCAAGUUCGGAGAUGUUUCACAUUCUCGACGUGGCUCUACACAAUCGAAUGCAUCCCGUACGAGCUUACAGUCUUGGGAGAAGAGCCAGGACAAUUCGCGACCAGUUUCUCCAACGAAGGCCAGUAGUCCUACCAGAGAUACUCUUACCGCAAGACCGCCAGCAGAGCGCGAGGCAAGUUUUCGACCAAAGCUACCUGGACAAUGGGAGUCAUAUGCUACCAGCGCAGGCAGUCCAAGCAAGGAACUGAGCAGUGUGAACCUUCCCGCUACAAACAAUCUGACAUCGCCUCUCGAAGAAGUUGACCUAAUACCAACCACGGAAAAGCAUUCAGUCGCAUCUGUGGAUCCUUCCAAAUCGGAAACCAAUGCUCUAUCAGAAUCCCUAGCCGAUCCGCUAGCGGCACUCAAAGCUGCAGGCGCUGCAGUCGGUGAAGCUGUACAGACAUCUAUUGGCCUUGGAUCAUCGCCCACCGAGGGAACACACCGAGAACAGACACACGGGAGCAUACUACCGCGACCCCUUCAGUUGUACCGUGAAGAGUCAUCUUCGACAAUACCACCGACACCUCCUGCAAAGGAUUCUCCCGAGUCGGAGGAAAUGCCGCCUCCGCCACCCUUAAAGGAGAAGAGUCCGGAGCCACGCUCAGCUACUACCGCUGGCGCAACUCCCGGAAGACCUGUCAUGUUGCCUCAAUUAAGUACGGAUGAGGCUGCCGAUGACCAAGAGAGUGACAGACUGCGAAAAGAAAUCGUCGCUAGCUUAAGUCCACAACAGACGCUCACGAAUUCCACUCCAGAGCAUAACCCGGCUUCGCUGCAUGCUGGUAGUGGACCUGUCAAUCGUGAAAGUUCUUUAUUUCCGAGCGAGUAUGAAAGUUACUGGGCAGACGGCGAUCGUACGUCUCCACGACCAUCACAUGAACGUGGUCAUGAUCGUGAUGCGCAAACGCGCUCUGAUGCUGGCAACGCUAUCACGGCAAACCCUCUCACGCAAUCACCCGUAGAUGCCACAAAACCAUCUAUCUCUACACGCUUUAGCUGGGAGGAUGGCGGCUCAGGCCUCUUAUCCAACAAGCUUGCACAGACUCCGACCGCAGCCCCUGAAACUACAAGUCAGACUGAAAGCGAAGAGAAGAUUCCUGCACCUGCUGUGGAACAGGCCGCUAAAGAACAAGAGCUUGACGACUUCCCAGCUCCCUACUUUGGGCCCACCCACGGCGUUGCUGUUAUCAAGCCGGAACCGAUCAGCGACGCCGAUUUGAACGUUCGUUCACCCGCUCAGGAUCCUGCGAGCCCAUCUACUAACAUAUUGCAACCCGAUGCUGAUCGGGCGACGUCCCCCGCUCCAGGACUCCAUGUUGUAAACUCUGCCCUAAAUCCUGAAGCAGUGGAUUUGCCGCCUCGUCUCAGCCGCGAAGUUUCACCAGUAUCCGACCAAGUUCGCUCCAGUCAAGACAUGACCACGAAAGACUCAUCUGGGCCCAGUUAUGAUUCCACGCAAGCCUCGGCCAUCAACCCUGCAAUAAGCGCACCUAUUUACGGUGUUGAAGAGCCUACGGCAAGUUCUCCCGUUACAGCGGUAUCCCCUACGUCGGACAAACCACUUGGGUUCAAGGACAUUCUGCAGAUCAAGUCCCCAGUGGAGAGGAUAAAUAACUACAACAAGACGCGUGAUUACUGGGCGCAUGCUGAUCAUGGACUGAGCGAUUGGGCCUCGGAAUCGGAACCCUCGUCUCGCGAAGCGUCAGAAGAGCCGUCGGACAUCGGCAGCACGGUCUCUGAGCUCGACACCCUCGGAUGCCUCUCAUUGGACACGACGGACAACGUGAAAGAGGAAAAGAAGCACAGGCGUCGGUUUUCCUCGCCGUUUCGCCGUUCUGGUCGCUCAAGGUCCCGACCUGGUAGCAUCGUCAUGCUGAGCAUCGAAUCAACUCCGCGCUCAACACCUGGGCACAGUCGUCCGCAAUCGUAUCAUCCGCCUGCGGCAUGGAGCACAAGUCCGUGCGCGCUGUUAACUACGCCGCCGGCAGGAGAGCUUCAAACGCCCGAAUACCUAGGCGUGCUACCUUCGCCUGCGAAGAGCGCAUUUUCACUAUUUCCUCAGGAAGGCGAGGUUCCACCCAUACCCCCAAUUCCGGAGGAUAUGGACAAGGGCCUGUCGGAACAUGUGACGCAUAGGUUGCUACAGUCCGUUAUUCGAAAUUCGACGCCACCAGCGGUGGAAAUGGAGAAGGUGGAAGAAAGCCCUGCUUUUGCGAAACCACCCGCGAGUAGGACGGACAGGCUUGAUGACGUUGCUGAUGUGGCUGCUGGGCAUCAGGGAAUCCGAAAGAAUGAGUCUCGAAUGCUGGAUGACGGUGGAGUCGUGGAGAGUGUGGAGAAGGUGGCUCCGCUACAAGCUGCCGCGGAAGUGCCAAGGGCUAACGUCAGCGAGGAUGAUCUUCCUCCGCAGCUGCAUCAUGAAGCUUUUGCAUCUGCUGGCACCGGGCAUCAAGAACUACCACAGGAUGAUGGUUGGGUACAGGUCCACGCUGUUCCACUGUCACUGGGGGAAUCGCCGGAUCAAUUGCACGCACCGCUUUCAUCUUCAGACCAGUUCUCAGUACUGCAUCACGAGCCUGCAUCGCCGAAGGAUGCUCCGGCGAGCCACGAGACCAACUUUGAGGCUGUAGCCCGGCCGUCUGCAGAUGAGAGCGAGGAUGAUCUACCUCCGCAAUUGCACCAUAUAUCGAUUCCCUCUAGAAAAGCUCCGGUUAUAGCAGACUCAAAUGGCGAUGCUGUGGCUGGCGCAGCAUGCUCUGGUCCUGAGGUCUCGCCUACGUUGUCGUUCGUAAAGCCUCAUCGCUUAGACAGCCACGAGGAAGACGGGGGCCAACCUUACCUUCGACGGUCUUCCGACGCCCAUCCGCAACGACCCGCGCUUGACGUGAGCCCCAUGCUCCCACCGGCCAAACUUGCUUCAGAUAUCUCAGACAGCUCUGAUGAUGACGUCCAGCCAAUGCCUCUCACUGGUGCGACGCCUGCAAAUGGUAAGGGUAGCUUUUCGUAUGAGACAGAGCUCAUAGGCGGCGAUCUCUCUCCCGUUUCGUCGCAUGCAGCCAGCGACGAAGAAAAAACGCCUACAAAGCCGGAUGCGCCCUCACCGCCAACAGUUGACGCGAACGUAACUCCAUUCAUCGUCACGGUCGUGGACACGGCGCAGCCGUCGCGCGACAAGGCUACAGGCGGCGAGGAUGCACUAAAAACUACCCCGCGACCCAAGCCACCACCACAACAACUAAGCGCAUACCGUGUAGUUCACGCCGUGGAAUAUCUGCAUUCGCAAUCGUCAUUCGAAUCAUGGGAACAAGAAAGUACCGCUGCAUUGUCGCAAUCGGACGAUAGCCCGCAUCUCGAUGAGCACGACGAGGCAGCGUUGCCAGCAGUCCCCGUUUCGUCGGACGUAAAACUCGACAACGCAAAGGCAGACGAGGCAGAGAGGGCAUCUUCAGAAGAAAAGCCAACAUUCAUGUCGGAUCCAGAUCCAGAUGCACCGAAACCAGUGGUUCCGAUCAAGUCCGAUACGCCCCAGGAGGCCCCGCAACAAUUUCCGCAGUUUACGCAAGCAGGGGCUCACAAACGCUCCGAGUCGCUCAUAUCGAAGAUAUCGUCCAUGGUAACGGCGGACGACGCGUCUCUAUCCCCAGUCUCUAGUUACGGUCCUCGAUCACGUCCUCCGAGUAGCGCGGCAAGUCGCCAACGGCAGAUUCCGUCUGCUAAGACCUCCCCAAUCCCUGUGCAGAUCAAGGAAGAACCUAAUGCGCCCGACCACACCAUCAACAGUGCAAUAGAGAACGAUGAUUUUGAUUUGUAUGCCGACCAUAACGGGGUGGUAAAAGACGUCAAAGACGAAGAAGGCCGCCCCUUGCGUGUGGCGACUGAGCAGCCGCCCAAAGCCGCUGCCUCUUCCCAGCCUCCUAUCCCCAGCGCAGCAAAAAACGCUCCUCUUUCAGCCCCAAUGGAAGAGGGUUCGGGAAGAUACAGCGAUGACCGACCAAUGAGUUUUGUUUGGGGCCCUCGAGAUGCCAAUGGUAGACCGCAAGAUGAGAUCAAUCGGCCUGGUGGAGGCAGCCAGGAUCAAUCCCCGCCGCGCGUUCCUAACACGCGGGUCCAGCGAACAAGCCAGCUCCGCAACGGUCCUGUUCUGAAACCAAAAGCACAGAACACCGGAAUGCCAUCGAACGGUCGACUGUUGGAGCAACCCUCUCUUGGUGAAUCGGGGAGUAAGAGUGUUUCACCACUUAGCAGCUAUCGAGAAAGCAACAAGUCCUCGCCGCAUAGCAAUGUCUCCCCGCCUCCAGUCAACAAUGCGUCUCCUCCGCCGAGCUCACCACCAUCGACCCUUUCCGAGCGACCGCAUUUCGAGAGCCCGAAGGUUUUGAAUGGUCAGCCUUCACCACCAAAGUCACCUGAUCCGCGAUUAAUUCAAGACCCACGAGUAAUGAUGGAGGCGCAGAUGCGGGGGUGGAUACCCGGUCAACCGUUUCCACAAGACCCUCGAUCGCGACCGAACAUCCCUGCUCAAGCUCAGGUGCCGGGCCAACCUCAAGGUCCGCCUUCAGCCCCGAGGAAUCAGUACGAAUAUCAACAGAUGAUGGCACGUCAAGCGAUGCAAGCACCUGAACUCAAGCCCUCGCCACCACCUGGUGUGCAGUCAACCAAGAAAGAUGACAAGUUCUCAAGGCCCAAAUUUUCCUCAGUCUUCAAAGGUUUGGGCAAAUCCAGCUCGAACACACCCCAGGUCUCGCAACCACAACCGCAGCAACCUUUACAGCCUGUUCCGCAACAGAUGCAAAAUCUCCAAAAGAGAGUACAUCCGCAGCCGAGCCUUGCACCAGAUAAUGCAAGGCGUAGCGCUUCCCUUCAAUCCGGUGUGAGUGAUAUGACUCCUCCGCAGAUAGCUCCGGUGAAGGAGCGAAGAUCCAGCGCUUUGAAGUCUGCGUUCAAUCGACCUCAAAGUUUCGGGCAAGAGUCACAGAAUAGCCAAGAUAGCACAAGGGUGCAGGUCACAGGCUCUCGCCUGGAUCUCAGGUAUCCUGCAAGUCCUCCACCUUCUCAGGGCAUACCUCCGCAACAUCCUCCUCCACAUGUUCUGCAGAACAUGCCAAAUCCGCCAAGAUCACAGGACUAUCGAGCUUCCACGUCGGAGGUACCGGAGACUGGCGGCAAGAAGAAGAGGUUCUCCGCUUUAGGCAACAUCUUCAACCGCAGCUCAACGAGUGGUCCAUCCUUUCCAAUCAAGGCUAAGAUGAGCAAGGAGGAGAAGAAGGCUCACAAGGCUCAAAAGCAUUCAAGUGCAAUGCCUCUGCAAUCAGUCCCGCAAGGUCAAGCAUGGCUGCAGCAGCAACCUGUCGAUCCGCGUCAGUACGGUGGGACCCAAUAUGGUCCGCCUCCUGCGGCAAGGCCGUUCCCCGGAAUGCAAGGCAUGCCAUUGCAGCCUAUGCAACUACAAGCCGUGCAACAGCACGCUGGGUUACCUGUUACUCCACAGAAUAUGCAACAGCAGUCCAUAUCGCCCAUGCCACCACAAAGCAUGCAUCCUCCCGGACUACCUCAGCAAUACUCUCAAAUUUCUCAAGGAUUCCAGCAUCCGGCUCAAGUCACACCGUCGCAAUUACCACCACAGUUCCAACAGCCUUCAGGAGCUCCAGAGGGCUCUGCCUACAUGGAUACCCGACAGGUAGCUCAAAUGAUGCAAGCGCAACGCAUGCAAGAACAGAGCAGACCAUCGACCCACCAUUCGUCUCAAACCAUGCAUUCAAGUAUGGCGCCCGCACCCAUUGUCCAUCAAACAGGACAGAGACCAGAUGGACAUGUUCCGCCCGCAUUUAAUGAAUAUUUCAAGCCGGACCUCAAGAUGAUCAAACCUCUUCCGCCCAUCCAACAACAAUCAGAGCAGCCAAAUCAAUACCAUCCACAUCCGCCACAACAGCAACCACCGCCAGUUGCAGUUCAGCCACCUCCAAACCUUCGCAGCGUAUCUGCCCCGAUGGCUGUUCCUUCCGUAGAUCAAACUCCGAACGUUUCACAACGGCAAGUAAGCUCGCCUCUACAUGAGCCGCAGUACGACACCCCACAGAUCCCAGCGGCCGAUGACGACGUCGCCCCCCUAAUCUCCGCCAAAACUCGAACGACUCUGUUGUUUCCCCCCAUCUCCAAUCCUUCGCCAGGUCCUUUGACUGGUCCGUCACCACCAACGAAUUUGAAGCCUCAGAAGCAAAGGAUGAGCAGUAUUACGGAGCAGGUCCAGUCGGAGCGCCCUUGGAAUCUGGAUCUACCACAUGGAGCCACUGAACAGGAGAUCGUGCGCGCGCGCCAGCGACAGUACAUGGAACAGCAGCUUGCUGCCCAGGAGCAGUUGCAUGCUGAACGAACUGGCCGAUCACCGUCACCUCGUUCAGGACAGAGCCACCAAUCUGCCAGUCCACCGCCGCCGGCGCCAACGCAAACACAUCCUCCGCAAAGAGGAAGUGGUGGGUUUCGCGAAUUGCUUCCUCGCAGCUCACCUCAGCCUUAUCCUAAUACCGAUGAGGCUGAAUCUCAGAGAACGCAACGUCAAGAACAGCAGUUGCCCAGCCCUCCAAUAGCGCCUGCACCUAUUCAUCCUGGACAGAGCCCUAGCCCGGCAGGUUACCCUCUGCCCAUGUCGCCCGAUCCAGGCGGCGUAAGAAGCCCGGUCAACCCUGUGGCAAGAAUGAUGCCACCUCCACCCCUUCCUGCGAAGAUACCUCAUACGCCAAUGAACGCAUCUUUCCCAGACUCUCACGUGACACGGCCAAUCUCACAAGACGCGGCAUCAAAUCAUACCCACGACUCACUCUACGACCCGCCUCCACCCCCGACCGAAUAUGUGCAUCCUGCACAUCGGGGCGAACCAGAAUAUGAAGACCUUACCCCAGCAGACGAGCCACCGCCCUACUCUGGACCCGGCGUACCUAAUGACGGCAUGGACAAGGACCGCCCACGACCACCCGACAUUGUGACUGAUCGCGGCCGGCUCCUCGAGCCUCGCCAGCGUCAAGCAUCCCUCGGCAUCUUGCAGCACCCACAGCCUGCCUCCAUGGCCGCCUCGCCCCAGCGCUCAUCCGCCGACAUGGGCGCCGACAUCCUACGCCGCCAGCUUCUGGAUAACGACGAACGCGAGCGGCAAGAGCGCCUGCAGCAAGCUGAGCUGCGGCGCAUUGAAUCCGAGCGCGAGAGAACGGAGCGCGAACGUGCAAGGGCGCGGGCGCGCGAACUCGAGCGUAGCGUGUCUGGUGGGGGGAGAGUGCCCAGUCUGCGUAGCGCGCACGGCAGCACUCGGAACGGUGCGAACGGGUUCGAGAGGGGUGGCAGUACGAGGAGGCCGGUGUAUGAGUUGCCGGCCGAGGAAGAUGAUGAGCCCGUCAUGCGGGCUACGAGUUUCCCGGGGCAGGAGUGGGUUCCUACGUGGACUGAGGAUUAA